AUGGACGUGUUUGCGAAGCGUGCUCUCCCUCCGCUCUCGACAAGGAGGAGCUUCCUCGGCAGCGGCACUCAGGAGAAGUGCGUAGGCUGUAAGGAGACGCAAGCUAAGCUCGAGAGCUGCCAGAACUUCUCGGUUCAGCUCAAGAACAAGCUUCUAGAGGGCAAGAAAGAUCUCGAGCUCGCAAGAGUGAAGGAGCUCACCCAGGAGCGCGAUGACCUCUUGCGCAAAGCAGUCAAGCGCGAGAAGGAGAUUGUAGCGCUCAAGGCAGAGAAUUCAGCGAUCAAGUCGGUCAAUGGCGAGAUGAUGGAGAUGUUUGAUCGUCGCAUGGUGCCCCAGUCGCUAGAUCAGCGUGACUUCAAGAAGAGGAGGCUAGCUCCGAACUCGUCACCCCUUUUGCAGGAUCUUCAGGCGCGUCCAGAAGCGUUUCCCGUCACCAAUGCCGACCUGAUCGAGCCGUUGAAGGGGAGUGACGAUACUGUUGCCCGCAAGUCUCUCCUGGCACGCUUCCAGCAGGCUCGGCGCAACUCGGCUAAACGCGCGGAGGCGGCUGCCGAAGCCGAGAAGGAGCAAGCCGCUGUUCCUCUACACGUACACCGUCAAGUGGAAUCGGAGAGCGAAGACGAGAGCAACCAAGACCCCGACGAAGCGCUGCUCCUCUGGCAUCAGAGCUGGGCCAACUUCUUCGAUGAGGAGACCAGAGCGACCACGCCCAGGGCUCCGAAGAGGAAAGGUGGCCUGAGACGCACCGCCAGCGAGUACCUCCGUACGCCCAAGCGUGCAAAGAGCGAGCGUACCCCGUCGAGAGACCAUUCUUCGUCCGAGUCGGAGGGAUCGUCCGCUCCGCAGACCCCGUCGAGACCCUCCCGCUCGGCCAAGACCAAGGUACUGAGCCUGCGCGAGCCUACUCUGGGCGGAAAGCUACGCCCCGGCUAUCCGGGCACCUUCGAUCUCGACGGUGCGGUGCCUCAUUGGCGCGAGCGCGAGUCGGUGCCGAAGACGCCGCGCAAGACCCCGACCAGGAGCUACGCCGAGCUCACGCAGUCCAAGACUCCUCACAAGACUCCGACGAGGCGCGAGGCGAAGGUCAAGACUCCUUGCGCCGAAGCGGAGGCGAUCAACAAGACCCCGCAGAAGACCCCGAGAAAGAGGAACGCAUCGGACGUUGAGGUGUGCGACAACGACGGCUUCCGCUACUUCACCAGUAAGACGCAUGCUGCCACUCCUGCGCCGUUCAAGACCAAGCGGCUCACUUCGCGCCAGCCUUCGUUCUGGGACAAAGACGCGUAG
Messenger RNA from Acanthamoeba castellanii str. Neff, 1287 nucleotides. RefSeq lists its product as uncharacterized. The coding region runs from base 1 to 1287 and encodes 428 amino acids. The transcript has 6 exons. Lineage: Eukaryota; Discosea; Longamoebia; Acanthamoebidae. The record is from RefSeq and is a predicted model, not a curated record.